AUGGUGAAAGCUGGGAAAUGGCUGAGAAAUUUCUUAACUGGAAAGAAGGAGAAAAAUCAAGGAAGAUUAAUGGAGAGAAAGAUAUGGUUUAAGCUUCCACCACCGCCACCGCCUCCGCCACCCACUACUCCUGAAGGAGAAAGCAUGAGAAGCCUUCAGCUUGAAACAGUACUGAAACAUACUCCAAAAGGCCAGUUUUCUCCACCAUCUUUCUUCUUCAAGCCAGAGAUUGCCAAAACAGCUGCUAGGAAAUCAAGCUUCAGUACAAUUCAGCAAGUUGCAGCUAUUAAAAUCCAAGCUUGUUUCAGAUCGUUUCUGGCUAGAAAGGCAUUGAGGGCAUUGAAGGGAUUGGUAAAAUUGCAAGCCGUGGUGAGGGGAUUUCUGGUGAGGAAAAAAGCUGCAGCUACUCUUAGAGGCAUGCAAGCUUUACUAACAGUGCAAGUAAGAGCUAGAGCUCAGAGAGUUAGAAUGAUUGAAGAAGUUCAUUCAAUGCAACGCAAGGAAACUAAUCAAAGGAGAAUGAUCAAUGAAUCUAAAUUCCAACAGUUAUAUGAUAUGGAGAGAGAUGCAUACAAGAUGAUGGAGAAGGGGGGCCUUCGCCAACAAAAGGCCAAUUCAAAGAACAAAAAGGGCAAUCCAACGGCACAAACAGAAACCAAAGAUCGAAGGCAGCUCUUCAACUAUCUCAAACCUUCCUUAACUCCUUCAACUGUAACUGGAAUGUGCUCAGGAAAUCGUGAGGAAACCGAAACCUUCUUCACAACAAGAAACAGCUCUCAAAACUCAUCACCUACUCCGAGAACUCGAAAAAUUAGCUCUUCAGAGGGCAAUUCCAAUCAAGAAGAAUCUUAUCUGAUCUCUCAGGAAUUCCCAUUCUUCCCCAAUUAUAUGGCAAACACCAAGUCCUGGAAGGCGAAAUCAAGAUCGCAGAGUGCGCCCAGACAGAGAAAUGAUUUAUUUGAUUCAAAGCUAUCUGGAAAGCAAAGAAUCUCAGUUGAUAGAAGGAACAUUAGUAGAGCUGGAUGGGCUUCUCCUAUGAGCUCAAUGGCAGCAAAAGAGCAGAUUCCUUGGUCUGAAGAAAUUGAUAGAUUAAUAUCAAAUAUAGACUAUUAUAAAUUCAUAACUGAUUGA
Messenger RNA from Dendrobium catenatum, 1131 nucleotides. RefSeq names its product protein IQ-DOMAIN 14-like. The coding region runs from base 1 to 1131 and encodes 376 amino acids. Lineage: Eukaryota; Viridiplantae; Streptophyta; Magnoliopsida; Asparagales; Orchidaceae. The record is from RefSeq and is a predicted model, not a curated record. Gene Ontology annotation, molecular function: protein binding. The transcript has 3 exons.